Messenger RNA from Effrenium voratum, 1726 nucleotides. NCBI's taxonomy places the organism in Eukaryota, Dinophyceae, Suessiales, Symbiodiniaceae. The record is from the annotation of a GenBank genome assembly.
GCUGCAUUUCAGCGAGAGACUUGUCGUGCUGUCCUGCUGCUUUUUUGGGUCGCCAUGAGCGCAGCAUCUGAAGAAGAGCUUCAGUUUUUGCAGGAACUUCCCAUCGUGAUCCGUGACAGCAUGGACGUCAUCAGCAACCUGCUGGUGGUGCUCCUAUGUUUUGUGCUGCGGAAAAGUGCGCUCAUCAAAGAUGAGCAUUUGCCUGGGAUUGCUGCGAUGACAUUCAAAGUUUGCCUGCCAGCGCUUGUCCUGACCGUGCUGUGGUCCGCAAAUCUUCGAGCAGAGCUGUUCCAGGCGAUUGGGUGGUCAGCACUGGUCAGCGCGGCAUGGAUUCUGCUCGUUACGCUCCUCGUUCAGCUGCCGAUUUUCCCGAUGGCUGAGCGUGGAUUCAUGGCAAUGGCAACUUCUGGUGUGGGCAUUGCGUACGUGAUUCCUGUGGUGCUGGGGUCAGAAAAGUUCUCGCCGGAUGACGUGGGUUUCGCCGCCAUGUUCGACGUGGGCGGGAACAUGCUCGUUGGCAUUUGCUACUAUGGGGUGAUGAACUCCAUCUAUGCGUCGGCGAACCCCACCGCCCUAAAAGAUACGAAGGAUGAAGAGGCUCCUGCAACACCGCCCGCUGGGACCAUCGCCAUGGUAUCGGAGUUGCCCGUGCGGACCACAUCCGAGCCACCAACUGCGCACAGGAGCGAGGCGACGGAAGUCACAAGCACUUCCAGAGAGCUCCUGCGGCGUUGCCAGGAGCUCAGCAUACGCCUCUUCACGAAUCCCUUGAUCUGCGCCCUGUUCGGGGGUGUGAUGCUGAACCUUUGCCAGGUUCCGCUGUACCCCGUGCCUGUGCAAGCACUUCGAGCACUGAGCGGGGCGUUCCCGCCCUUGCUAUAUGCAUUUCUAGGCGCGACUCUGAAGUUCAAGCUCGGCAGGAAGUCCUACGGCAUGGUGGGACGGGCGCUUUUCUUCCGCUUGUGCUUGUGCCUGAGCAUGUUCAGCCUCAUCAAGUACGUCCUCCCAUUAGAGGCCUGACAUCAGCCUGGGCAUUUUGACUUUUGGAGGAUGGCAACUGCAAGUCUGGCAAAAUUGAACUAUGAGGCUUUCGGGCUCAGUCAGCUGUAAGAAGUCACGCUGGGCCAGAGGUGAUGUUGUCAGCUGCCUGAUUCUGCCUGCACAGGAUCCAAUGUCGAGCGUGCUCGCCCUCACCACGGUCUGUCCGAUGGCAUCAACCUUUUUGAUGUACGCGAUACAAAGUGGGUAUGCCGAGGAAGCUGCGAUCACGUACAGCCUCGCCGCAAUACUGUCCAUCGUGAUUCUGAAGCUCUUGGUGACAAUCGUUUAACUACCGGUGCUGGCUGGAUAGCAUGACGCUUGCUUCAAAGAUGGAGCAGACCGGAAGCCGUGGGCAGCUUGCACUCGGACACAUACUUGGAGGGUCUCCCAUAAACAUCGCGAUAGAGCACAGCCCAUUGUAUCCCAAAUUUGCAUGACUGGUUCGUCAGCUUCAGGCGGUCCGAAGAUGCGCCCAGUCGAUUUUGCUACCUCGCUGAAUUCUUGGUCUGCAGAUGCGCGGAAUACGUGCACAAAGUUCAUUGCUGCUCAGCUCAUGUACGGGAGUUGCACGGCGAGCAGAAACUCAACUAGCCUGAGGGGGCUGGUGUUUUGCACGUGUUGCUUUGCUGGAAUUACUUGUAGCAUGGUUUUUGCGGGCCCAGGCGUUUACAGGACACAACAGGAA